Penicillium taxi is the source of this 2022-nucleotide messenger RNA. RefSeq names its product fungal specific transcription factor domain-containing protein. The record is from RefSeq and is a predicted model, not a curated record. Gene Ontology annotation, biological process: regulation of DNA-templated transcription; DNA-templated transcription. The transcript is spliced from 8 exons. Gene Ontology annotation, molecular function: zinc ion binding; DNA-binding transcription factor activity, RNA polymerase II-specific; DNA binding. Lineage: Eukaryota; Fungi; Ascomycota; Eurotiomycetes; Eurotiales; Aspergillaceae. The coding region runs from base 1 to 2022 and encodes 673 amino acids.
AUGAGUGUUGAAGCUUUGCGAGCUGUCCGGUGUGAUAGGCAAUCAGUUUGUGCAAAUUGUAUCGACUCUGGUCAGGAAUGUCUUAGACUAAGGCCUGAUCGUCCCCUUCGCCGCAAAGCACCUUCUGCUAUCUCUACACUUGGAGAAAGGAUACUUAAGCUUGAGAGUGCUUUUUCCCAGCCAAAUGGAGGCGAAGAGUCGAUCCCAUCUAACACGACAAAUCAAGGAGACUAUGGUCGCCCUUCAAAGAGAAAGAGGUUUGACCAAUUAUCAGAAACCAGAGACUCCUCCAAGUCUCCUCAUGGGAAUCGUGGUACCAUCACCCCUGAUGAUUCAACCCACCACGCUGAACAUGCUAAGUUCAUUAUCCAAAGUGAACUGUACCAGAAUGACAAUAUAAACCAUGAGCGACAGGUUAUCUUGAAGGCUGCACUAGAAUUUAUGAAUAGCAUGACACAGGACAAGACUUCUGGCGAUGAUUUUCCACCACUAAAUGCACCGUGUGACGGUCAUGAUGGCCGUGGUGGCAUUGAUGGUACACCUGAAUCAAUAUCUCCAUCACCGGAGCUAAUCUACAUGCUAUUAGAAGAGCAAACUUUUGCGGCUGAAAACUCCCAGUCCAUAAUAUGGCCUAGUCAUAUUUCAAAAAACACCUUCAAAAAGAUGGCUCUGGUACUUCUUGAUGGUGAAGCUAAAGGCCAGUUGUUCUACCAGUAUUGCAUAUGUGUUUACCAAAGAGCUAUAGGCUACAUGUAUCAAAUGCCCAGGGUCCAUACGGAACCACGCAUUGAGAAGCAUUUCUUCAAGUCGAAAAAGCUGUAUGAAGCGCGCUCUCUUCAUGCUCUUGCGAAUCUCAAUUUUCUGAACAACCCAAGUCUUCCCCUCGUCCAGUCACUUAUAUCUGCCGCACUGUUGAUGCAAUGUCUUGGGAACACGAGUCAGGCAUGGGUUUUUACCUCUUAUGCUGCUCGUCUGAUUAUUGCUUUGAAAUAUCAUGAAUUCCGUGACACUGCUGCCCCAUUAAUCAUUGAUGAGGAUAUUCGCAGCUGUUUAUUCUGGUGCUACUGCCUUGAUCGAUCUUUGAGCUCUGUUCUUCGUCGACCAUUAUCCUUGCCCGAUCUUCCAGUAUCGCCUGCCAAGCUCAUAGGCGCCGAAACACCAUUACCAUAUGCUCCUUUAAUACGCAUGAUCAUAAACAUGGCUGAAGUUCAAGGGAGUCUUCUGAGCUGCAAAGAUGCGGGUGAUACUCGCCAAAUCAUAUCCAGUCAUACAUUUCUUCAAGAUCGAAUGUUUGAGAUCUACUCAGAAUCACAAUCUAGUCGAGCUGCUGCUUCCGAGUUUCUCGAUACGGAUUGGAUCGCCAUUGAUUUCUGCUAUCAUUCUAUUUUGGUUGAUAUAUUACGAUCGCGCUUGAGAUAUGCAUUCUCUCCAUUGACACAUCGGGAAUGUGUGGCCUACGCCCGCAAGUCCUUGAAGUCCUUGAAUUCCCUUCAAAAAUUUUAUUUCAAGGGUGUCGGAAUGCCUGGCUUCACGGAUCCAUUUCCCUCUUUCUUAACUUGGACUGUUUUAUACUACCCACUAUCUCCAUUCUUUGUUCUCUUUUGCAACAUCAUUGGGGAAUUGGAAUUGGAAGACUACAACUUGAUCCAAGAAGUAACGCAGAGCCUCUCUCAUUUUUCCGCAAGUCCAUACAUUGCAAAGCUACUCAAGCUGUUAGAUUCUUUACUGGGGUUCUGUAUCCCAUUGAUUCAGGCUAAAGAACGACUAGAUCAACAGAACAAAGCUGCACCGACUUACCCAUCUAUGAACGGGCAAGAUAACUGGAGUGGUAUCAAUGAUGGUUUGGUUUCAGCUGAAAAUUCUUACAUGGACCCGGUUGUCGAUCUCAACCUUCAGCAGAUGCAAAGUCUCAGUGAUGAAAAUUACCCUAUGACUGAUGGACUGAUGCAAAACCUAUUCAAUAGUCAGCUUUCACUAGAGUGGCUUGAGUCGGAUUUGUUUUCCUCAGAAAAUAUGAAUUGA